Molecule: messenger RNA, 1005 nt
Organism: Radiomyces spectabilis
Lineage: Eukaryota; Fungi; Mucoromycota; Mucoromycetes; Mucorales; Radiomycetaceae
Exons: 3
Coding region: 1-1005 (334 amino acids)
Source: RefSeq, a predicted model, not a curated record
AUGCUUCUCAUCACUGGUGCAGACCAAGCUCUUGGCCACUCCAUCAUUUCCCAUCUAUCGCGCUAUGAAAAUGCUCGAUCCCAAAUACGAGCCUUGUGCCAGAAUCAACAACCAUGCAUUAAUUUUGCGAACAAAGGCGUGGACGUGCGACAAGUGGAAUAUCAUCAUCCUCAUCAAUUAUCAUUAGCCAUGCGAGGUGUCGACCAUAUGAUUCUCACUCUCGGCAAUGAAUUCGAUCGUUUGGAGCAUGCUAAAUAUGUGUGCCAGACGGCCAUUCAGUCGGGCGUCAAAUCCAUUAUCUUUGUAUCACACGUGGGAGCGGUAUCUCAUGCACAUCCAUCGCUUCAACACUAUGCUGAAAUCGAGGACCAAGUCGUCAAUUCCGAUUGCGAUUGGAUUAUCCUCAGACCCGAGUGGAUCAACCAAAACUUUCACCUUUGGGCAUCCUAUGUUGAAAAGCACCGACGAUUUCCUCUACCCAUUCCAGAUGAUACCGAGAUAUGUCCCAUUGAUAUGAGCGAUAUCUGCAAAGUCAUCGAAGAACUGGUAUUAGACAGGAACAAGAACCUGGUGUCAAAGUUGGAAGACGACCAUAUUGGGCAGGUGUACACAUUAACGGGACCGCAGUCCGUCACGGGGAAACAGAUUAUGGAAAUGUUGUGUGAGACGACCGGAUACACCAAGCUUACAUUUGAGCCAACCCGCUCAAUGGAUAUCCGAUACUAUCUUGAAAAUCUGCGAAGAGACAUCUGGUUUGAUGCUCGUCUCAAACAAGAAAAUCGACAAAUAUACCAUGACACGUUCGAAGGGUACAGUUACCGCACCAAAGCAUUUGCCAUCCCUACAGCCACUCAGAUUAGUACAUACCUGGAUUACUUUGAUUGGGUCCACAAAAGUGCCAGCAGCAUAUGCGUUCCACAUGCCAGUGUGAUCACUUCAUUGCCCUGUCGAUCUCUGCGGAAGUUCUUCCAAGAGAAUGCCAACAGCUUCAAACCACGAGUGUAA